Molecule: messenger RNA, 1251 nt
Organism: Bactrocera latifrons
Lineage: Eukaryota; Metazoa; Arthropoda; Insecta; Diptera; Tephritidae
Exons: 2
Coding region: 96-1040 (314 amino acids)
Molecular function (GO): DNA binding
Source: RefSeq, a predicted model, not a curated record
UUGUUAGAACUAAACUUUUUAUUUGUAACAAUUUUAAAUAAUUCAGAAUUUCUUAAAUUAAAAUUAACGAAUAGUCUUAAUUACUUAUCUUCAGAAUGACACUACAAAUUUGUAGUUAUCAAGGUUGUUAUACACAACGGUUUCCUUGCAGUUCAAUAACAUUCUUCCAAUUACCAACCGAUGAACCACGACGUACACAUUGGAUACUAAAUAGUGGAAAUAAACAGCUGCUUAACCUUAAGAAUAGCCAAAAACGAUACUUCUGUGAAGAUCACUUUCAGAAAAAGGAUAUAAAACCACAUUUUUAUAGAAAACUUUUAUAUAAGAACGCAGUUCCUAUGCCAUACAUGAGUGACGAUGUUUCUACAACAACCACAAAUACAAAUACAAUACAGUUUACGGAGUUCGAGGUAGUGAGAGAUUACCAAAACGAAGUUAAAGGAACAGAUGAAGACAAUUUGUACCAGGAAUUCGAAAUAAAGGAAGGAGAAUAUGAAGCCGAAACUGCUGCAAAGAUGAUGUCGACAAAUGACAAUUGCUUUUUAUAUGAUGAGUGUAACGAGGAUGACAUACAGGAAAACAAAAUAUUGACUGAGGAAUUACUGGACAUACCAGAAAAUAUUUCUAAUCCCGCUGAAGUAACACCCUCAAAACAAGAGUCUAUGUAUAUUGAUAGUAAUGAUUUUGUCGGCACAUCGGUUGCUGACGAUGCGGCGUCAACUUCUUGCAUUUCGCCGUCAGCUUCAUCCACUACAGAUGUCAUUUACAGUACAGAAUCGCAAAAUGCUUAUACUUGUACAACAAAUGAUUGUAUUGCCACUGCUGCUGAAAUAAAUACGGAUUUAGUGUUAAAAAAUGAUAAAGAAAUUUAUAACGAUUUAAAUGAGACUACAGUGCCCGAUAAAUCCUACGAAUCCGAUAAACAUUUUGCGUUAUCACUUGUGUAUUAUUUUCAACGAUUAAAUGCUAAAAAGAAAGCGCAAGCUAAAAUUGAUAUAUUAACAUAUUUAGUAGCUCUAGAGCAGGAUAAGAAUUCUUAAUGGGAUUUAUUCCAUCCUGAUGUGUGAUGUAGCAUAAAAUAGUUGAGGUAUGAUAUUUUUUAUAUUCUUAGUAGCUUUAAUUAAAAAAAAAAAAUGAAAUUUAAUGGUGUAAAAUAAGUCAAGAGUAAAGUGAUACUAAACGGAAUUGGUUGUAAGACUAAGUGUAGCUACUCAAUUAAACAAACAAAAAUAAUUUGGUUUUGAGACUAAA